AUGGCAAAAGGCAAUCAUUCAUCGGUGACUGACUUCAUCCUCCUAGGGCUCACAGAUAAUCCGAAACUUCAAGUCAUUCUCUUUGGUGUAUUCCUACUGAUUUACUUAGUUACUGUUAUGGGUAAUCUUGCUUUAAUUGUGCUAAUCCAAAUCAGUCCUCAGCUUCACACACCAAUGUAUUUUUUCCUUAGCCAUCUGGCUUUUGUGGAUUUUUAUGGUACCUCUGCUAUCACUCCAAACACCCUUGUCAACUCUUUGCGUGAAAUUAAAAGCGUGUCAUUUUAUGCAUGUGCCAGUCAAGUGUGUUGCUUUAUCACAUUUUCAGUUUGGGAAUUAUUGUUGCUCUCUGUCAUGGCAUAUGAUCGGUAUGUUGCCAUCUGCAACCCUUUACUCUAUGUAGUUCUCAUGCCUAGGAGGCUCUGCAUUCAAAUGGUCACUAGCUCAUAUAUUUAUGGAUUCACUGUGGGACUCAUACAAGCAAUGGCCACAUUCCACAUGUCUUUUUGUGACUCUAAUGUGGUUAACCAGUUCUACUGUGAUGAUGUUCCUCUGAUUGCUCUGGCUUGUUCAGAUACACAAGUCAAGGAAUUGAUGUUGCUCGUUAUUGCUGGGCUCAAUGUCUUUUGUUCUCUUAUUGUUGUUCUCAUCUCCUAUGUUUUUAUUGUCUUUGCUAUCCUAAGGAUUCACUCUGCUGCAGGAAGACAGAAAGCCUUUUCUACCUGCGCUUCUCAUGUGUUUUCUAUUUCCAUAUAUUAUGGGACCCUCAGUUUUAUGUACCUACAGCCUAAGUCAAGCCAUGCACUAGAUAAAGACAAAUUUGCCUCAGUAUUCUAUGCAGUGGUGAUUCCCAUGCUAAAUCCAUUGAUCUAUAGCUUGAGGAAUCAAGAGGUAAAAAAUGCUAUGAAAAAGAUUAUUAAAAAGAUGUAUUCUAGUAAUCAACAGUAA
Saimiri boliviensis boliviensis (Bolivian squirrel monkey) is the source of this 945-nucleotide messenger RNA. RefSeq names its product olfactory receptor 5AL1-like. The record is from RefSeq and is a predicted model, not a curated record. Gene Ontology annotation, cellular component: membrane. Gene Ontology annotation, biological process: G protein-coupled receptor signaling pathway. Lineage: Eukaryota; Metazoa; Chordata; Mammalia; Primates; Cebidae. Gene Ontology annotation, molecular function: olfactory receptor activity; G protein-coupled receptor activity.